AUGGACGCCGCCGCAGCAAUCAAGCAGCUACGCCAGGGCCAAAAGCCACAGUGGCCAGCAAAUGCCGAAUCAUUAGAAUUCGCGCACUCUCUCGACCAAAGCGCAGAGAUCCCCAAAACAUUCCGACCAGAAUUUGUUGUUCCUAGCAAGGCGCAACUCAAGCGGAAAACCCUAAAAGAUGACGCACAAACCGCCAACCCAGCAUCAACACCCGAUGACGAGGCUAUCUACUUCUGCGGUAACUCAUUAGGCCUGCAGCCAAAGGCCGUUGGCGAGCACCUGAACGCAUACCUGAAGACAUGGGGAUCCAUCGCCGUUGGUGGCCAUUUUACCGCCCUCGAGGACUCGCCACUUACCCCAUACCAAGACAUGGCUGCGGGAUGCUCAAAGAGAAUGGCUGACAUCGUCGGUGCAUCACCUUCAGAAAUCGUUGCUAUGAACACAUUGACCAUCAACUUGCAUCUGAUGAUGGCUGCAUUCUACAAGCCUACGGAGAAGAAGCACAAGAUUAUGUGCGAGUGGCGACCAUUUCCUAGCGACUGGUAUGCGAUCGAAUCGCAAAUAGAAUGGCAUGGUCUCGACCCCAAGAAGUCAAUGCUGUUGGUUGAACCGGAUGACGGACACAUUAUGACUACAAAGAACAUCCUCAGGCUUAUUGACGAGAACGUGGACGAGCUGGCGCUGAUCAUGCUACCUGGUAUCCAAUACUACAGCGGCCAGCUACUCGACAUCCCAACCAUUACCGCACAUGCACGGAAGCACAACAUCACCAUCGGAUGGGAUUUAGCACACGCUGCUGGCAACGCUGAGCUGAAGCUCCACGACUGGGAUGUCGACUUCGCCUGCUGGUGCACAUACAAGUACAUGAACGCCGGUGCCGGUUCCAUCGCAGGUGCUUUCAUCCACGAGAAGCACGGCAACAACGACCACUACAAGGGACUGAAGGGCUGGUACGGCCACGACAAGUCAUCACGCUUCCUCAUGGACAACAAGUUCGUUCCUACACCCGGCGCGCAAGGUUUCCAAUGUUCAAACCCAUCGAUCGUCGACCUCACAUGCCUAGCUGGCUCGCUCAGCGUCUUCGAGAAGACUUCCAUGACCGACCUACGGUCACGAUCCCUGCUCUUAACGGCAUAUGCUGAGCACCUGCUCUCUCAGAUCGCCGCACGUAACAUCAAGGACGGCGCUUUCCCCUUUCAAAUCAUUACACCCACAGAUCCUCGAUUCCGUGGCGCACAACUAAGUGUUCUGCUCCCGGAAGACGUUUUUGACGAUGCGAGCGCAGCGCUGGUAGAAGGUGGUGUUAUCUGCGACAAGAGGAAACCCGGUAUCAUUCGGGUUGCGCCUGUGCCAAUGUACAACACUUUCAACGAUGUUUGGAGGUUUAUGCAGAUCUUCGAGGAGGCGAUACGGCAGAAGGGACAAGGGCAGACGCAGGAGCCUCAGUCACAAGGGGCGCCAGUUGAGGCGAGGUUCUUCCUCAAAUCCGGCGCCUACUCUGAUCUCACGAUCGCCUGCGGUAGCGACACGUACAAGGUCCACAAGGUCAUCAUUUGUGGCCGUGCUGACUUCUUCGCCCGCACACUAAAUUUCGGCGGAAAGGAAUCAGAGAGUGGUAUCGUCGACCUUCCUGAGGACGAACCAACCAUCGUCAAGCUUUUGAUCCAGUACCUCUACGAAGGCGAAUAUGAACCGUUACUGCCGGAUGGCGAAGCCUCGCUAGCACUAUCCUCAACUGGAGCCCGAACUCAACCCUCUCGGCCAAAGCAUGAUUUGGACGGGCUACCCUACAGCUACGACUUUCCCCAUACGUGUGAGGAGCUCACCAGCGAUUGCGAUCAUCCUAGAGUCUGUCCGCAUCAUACAUGCGAUGGAAACGCAGGCUUUGUAACCAUCAGGUCCUAUAUACCGCCCAGUCAACGCGGUAGCCAAAUGAGGAAAGCAGGUUGCGGCUACACAUGUAAAAGCUUCAACUGUGAAGAAUGCAACCCUUCACCUCCUCCGCUACCCUUACUCAACGGCAGCGCCGAUCAACUCCUCCUCCACGCCAAGAUGUACGAGACUGCCGACAAAUACGACGUGGUGGGACUCAAGGACCUGGUCAUCGAGAAAUUCCGUAGGACAUGCCAGCACUUCUGGAACACCGACGAAUUCUCUGUAGCAGCUCAUCAUGUCUUCUCCACCACUCCUGAUCACGACAAAGGUUUGCGUGACAUUGUCAGUGCUACGAUUAGCGCACACAUGGGCUUGAUUAAGAAACCUGAAGUCAAGGUCCUCUUGACUGAGUUCAACGGUCUUGCUUUGGGUAUCCUGGAGGAGAAGAUCAUAGAGCAUGGUUGGUAG
Alternaria alternata is the source of this 2343-nucleotide messenger RNA. Its product is annotated as kynureninase. Gene Ontology annotation, molecular function: kynureninase activity; protein binding; pyridoxal phosphate binding. NCBI's taxonomy places the organism in Eukaryota, Fungi, Ascomycota, Dothideomycetes, Pleosporales, Pleosporaceae. The transcript has 3 exons. Bases 1 to 2343 code for a protein of 780 amino acids. The record is from RefSeq and is a predicted model, not a curated record. Gene Ontology annotation, biological process: NAD+ biosynthetic process. Gene Ontology annotation, cellular component: cytoplasm.